This is a messenger RNA of Pyricularia oryzae 70-15, 1982 nucleotides long. Its product is annotated as peptidase M14. NCBI's taxonomy places the organism in Eukaryota, Fungi, Ascomycota, Sordariomycetes, Magnaporthales, Pyriculariaceae. The coding region runs from base 436 to 1785 and encodes 449 amino acids. Gene Ontology annotation, molecular function: zinc ion binding; metallocarboxypeptidase activity. The record is from RefSeq and is a predicted model, not a curated record. The transcript has 3 exons. Gene Ontology annotation, biological process: proteolysis.
CUCUCUCCAACAAUGCCUCCUCACCAUCUAGCUCCGAAAGUCGACAGUUUCGAUGUACACCUUCCCGAUUUGAUGCAUGCCCCCCGCCUACAUAGCUUGGCAUCAUCUCAGCCUGCAGGGGCAAUCGUCUAUGCUGCAAGUGAUUUUUGACGCAGCUGCCCAAUCGGGGGUCUCAAUUGAAAUUAGUUACAAAACAAAUGCUGGAAGUCGUGAUGUCUUUGGUACACCGAGAACGAUAAGGCUUGCCAUUUACCCGAGCCACCGUAUCAUGCACCAUGUAGGGAGCCAGUGGUGACGCAGCGGAUCCGUUCCUGGGCAUCGAGGAAGGCAAAUAAACAUGGCAAACGAUCCUCUUUCGCGGUUGUUUCCUUUCACUCGCUCCUUUCUUGCCUCACCCUCCUCCGUCCCCUCCCAGCACCAUUUUGCACGCCCAAAAUGAGGUUCGCAUCAGCCUGGUUCGCUCUGUGCCUUGCGCAGUUGGCAAAGUCCUGUCUCCUCCCCGAGGAGUCGGAACACGACGCCGCACCCAGCCUCAAGCGUCGCCAGGGCGGGAACACGGGUCUCGCCAUCGGAGAGGGUGAUCGGUUCGAGGGCGGCAAGAUCGUCCCCCGCGGUCUGGGAACACAGCCCGUCGGCACUGAUCCCGGCAAGCUUUUGAGCGUCGUCGAGAUCCGUUCGGCCUUUGAUGCUCUCGCCAACGAGUACGGUUUCGACACAUUCGAGGCCCCCGAUAAGACGUUUGAGAACCGCACCAUCUUUGGUGGUGCAGUCGGCGGGAGCGGAAAGAACUGCACAGCCACCGAUGGGUACCGUGCCUUCUUCAACGGUGCCAUCCACGCGCGCGAGCGUGGCUCGUCGGACAACGUCAUCUACUUCAUCGCCGACCUGCUGUACGCCAACAAACACAACCAGGGUAUCGCCUACGGCGGUCGCACCUGGACCAACUGCGACGUCAAGCGUGCGCUGAAGGCCGGUAUCGUGUUUGUGCCCCUGAGCAACCCUGACGGUGUCGCCCACGAUCAAGCCACCCACUCGUGCUGGCGCAAGAACAGAAACCCGGCUUCGGCGACGCCAGGCAACGCUGCCAGCUACGGCAUCGACCUCAACAGGAACUUUGACUUCCUGUGGGACUUCCUGAAGAAGUUCGACCCCAGUGUCGGGCCCAACGUUGCAUCGUCGAACCCGGCGUCGCAAACUUUCCACGGCACGGCUCCCUUCUCGGAACCCGAGACACGAGCUGUCAAGUGGGUUCUUGACACGUUCAAGAAGAUUCGGUGGUACAUUGAUCUUCACUCGUACACCGGCAUCGUCCUUCACAGCUGGGGAAGCGACGAGAACCAGAACAGACGCCCGUACAUGAACUUCAUGAACGACACAUACGACUCUGUCCGUGGUCUGAUGCCAGACAAGCCGGAAGAGGGACGUGUGUACGGCGAGUACAUUUCCUCGGACGACUGGCGCGACGCUGCCUACGCAGGUGUGCGCGCUGGCACGGCAAUGACCGGAGCCACCGGCCGAAUCUACGACGUUUCUGCUUCGGCAUACCUUUACCCCACGAGUGGUGCUAGCGAUGACUAUGCUUUCUCGCGCCACUUUUCCGACCCCAGCCUGAACAAGGUCUUCUCGUAUACGAUCGAGUUUGGCUUUGGUAACACUGCUGCAUCUUGCCCAUUCUACCCUACGGCAGAAAUCUACAAGCUCAACCUCCUGGAGACCGGUGCAGGAUUCAUGGAGUUCCUGUUGGCCGCCUCAGAUAUUGGUCUUGGAGAAGAGGACACUUGCUGAGUUCCUGUGUAGCACAACCUUCAAGUCUUUUCAAGGCCUAGAGGCAUAGCAUAAAAAUGAUAGGAUAUAUUCAAUAGUGUGUAAUGAUACGAAGCAAUGCUACACGAUUUACUCGUUAGAUUAACCCGGCGGACCGCAGUCAAAAGCAAUAAGACGUGCGGUUGUUUUGAGUAAACAACCUGUGCCGAUGAGCCAGG